AUGGAUUAAAGUAUCUACCAACCUUACUAAAUAAAAAAUUAUACUUUAGUAUUACAUUAUUUUAUAGAGGAAUUAUCUACUUAUAUCAGAUUAGCUAGACUACUAAUAUGACUGUUUAGAAUUAGAAAAUGAUUAAUGGUCAAGCAUUUCUAUAUUGAAAGGCUAUCCAUAAUAUAUAAAAAUAAGGAUUCAAGAUUAUUUCCCUUUAAAAAUAUUUUUCAAUGUAGGAGCUUUUAAAUGCAAUGCUUAUUUUUCAUUUUAAACUUCCUAGCCAUCUGAAACAAAUCAUCAAAAACAUGUUGUUAUAAAAUAAUAAAAAAUUAUUGUAAUUAAGAAGCCAGAAGAACAUAAACAAUAUUUAUUUAUUUCUCUCUUAUGUGAUUUUAGUACUUAAGUCAAACUUAAAGCAUGGUUUUAAUGUAUAAAAUUUUGUUUUAUAUUAGAAUCCCAAUAUGAUAGAUGCUAUUUUCUUUGUUAUUAUGGUUAAGAAUAGCACAAAAAGCGAAGUUCUUCACAACAUAAUAAUAAGACAGAUGAUGAAUCAUGUAUUUCUGAUAAAAAUAAUGCUACUAUCAUUAUAAAUAACAAUAGUAUAGAAAAGUCCCUCUUAAGUGAUAGCAUUGUCCCCCCCAUAAAAUCUUUAAGUGAAAAUCGUAGAUUCAAUGUUCUGAGAUAGAAAAGUGGAUCAAUACCUUUAAAAAGUAGAAUUUUAUAAGUGUAACAGAAAAAACUUUAAUUAUACUCAUAAAAUAUAGUUCAAAGAUAUUAAAGAAUGUUAAUAUAAUCAUAUAAGUCUAUAAAUUAAUCAAGAAUGAUGAAAAAAUACAUCAAUUAAUGGAUAAUUACACUAAAUUUUAUUAAGCAAAUUGAAUCACUCUAUGCUCAUUUUAAAAUUAAUAAAAUAUUAAAAUGCAUGUCUAAUUCUCCAAAACUAUAUGCAUAAAGAUGGAAGCAGAUUUAAGAAAAAAAUUUUAGUUUAAAAGCUAGAAUUUUAAUAUAAGCCAACUUAACUCUGACUUCAUACUCAAAUUAAAUAAAUGAAAAAAUUGAAAGAUAAAUAUCAUAACUCAUCUAAAUAAGUUUGGCAGACAAAAAUUUCAUUAAAAAACAAGCAUAAUUAUAGUAAUCAUUUAUAAAUUUCUACCUAAAAGUUAGACUGAUUUAAGAAUUUUAUUUAUAAUAAAGAAGCAAAUUCAAUAUUUAGAUGAAUUAAAUGAUUUAAAAUAUCAGAUAAUAAUAACCAACAAUUCUAAUUUCAAAAUAAAGAAUGAAAAGAAUUUUGUUUGAAUUUUAUUAGUUGUUAUGUGCUAAACAUAAAUCUUAAUAUAAGAAAUUCUUAGAAUGGUAAACACCUAACAAUACUUUAAUAACUUCAGUUUUCGCAUUAUUUUCAAGACCAAAAUUAAAUAUAAUGAAGAAUCAAACAUUAUUGUUAUAAAUUAUCGAAUAAACCAAAUGA
This is a messenger RNA of Paramecium pentaurelia, 1459 nucleotides long. The record is from the annotation of a GenBank genome assembly. NCBI's taxonomy places the organism in Eukaryota, Ciliophora, Oligohymenophorea, Peniculida, Parameciidae.